UUCAUGGGCCAAGGAAGAGUCGCCAGGAAGCGGAGAAGCGGAUUCCAAUUUGUGCGCCGAGUGAGCUCAUCGCGCAGAUAAGCGGCCAGACUCCGACGGGCGCUCGGAAUGAGCCACAAGCGACAAUGAGUUCACGUCGCGCGAGGCCACGAGAGCCGUGACGCUCCCUCGCGGGCCGCAUCAGCACCGCAGUGACGUGGGAGGGGAAUCAAUUGGAAGCGGCGCACAAUGCACCGACCCCACCUCCUCCACAAACGGAAUCCCAGGAUAUCCCACCCCCAGCCCUCCUCCCCGAGUUCCUUCUUUUUUCUUUUUUCUUUUUUCUUUUUUCCCCAACCUUCUGUCUCUCUCUCCAGUGUCGGCCCUCGCUCGCUUCUCUUCCUCCGUUCGGCUGUGGAGCGCCGCCACUCGCUCGUGACGAUUUGUCCGUCGUCGGGCAAAAUGGAGGAGGAGGUCUUUGGCUUCACGAGGCGAGCUUCCGGCUCGCUCGUGUGACGAGAGCCGACACCGAACCGCCCCGCUUUGUGGAUUUCGAUUGGUGUUUUGGGUGCGGGGAGCCGCAGCCAUGAGCGCGGCGGACGGGCUGGAUGAGGCUGCGAAGGACGCUCCAGACGUAGCGGCGUUUUUCAAAUCCGAUUUCUCACUUCCAAAAUGUGAAUCUAAACUGGAUGGACCUGGUCAGACCUCAGGCUUCCAUCGCAAUGAAGACAUGAAGGCCAUUGAUGUGCUUCCCAUCCUCAAGGAGAAGGUGGCCUUUCUCUCAGGAGGCAGAGACCGACGAGGAGGUCCUGUCCUCACUUUCCCAGCGCGGAGCAACCACGAUAGAAUACGAGCGGAAGACCUGCGCAGGCUCGUAGCCUACCUGGCCACGAUCCCCAGUGAGGAGGUCGUCAGACAUGGCUUCACAGUCAUCGUGGACAUGCGCGGCUCCAAAUGGGACAGCAUCAAACCUCUGCUGAAGAUCCUUCAGGAGUCUUUCCCUUCCUGCAUCCACGUCGCCCUCAUCAUCAAGCCGGAUAACUUCUGGCAGAAGCAGAGGACCAACUUUGGCAGCUCCAAGUUUGAAUUUGAGACAGUAAUGGUCUCCUUAGAGGGGUUAUCCAAAAUCGUGGACCCGUCGCAGCUGACAGCUGACUUCGAUGGCAGCUUAGAGUACGACCAUGAUGAUUGGAUUGAGGUGCGGCUCUCAUUUGAGACCUUUGCCAGCGACGCAGCACGAGCUUUGGCGCGCCUCGAGGAGCUGCAAGAGACCCUGUCCCAGCGAGAUCUCCCGCGGGACCUGGAAGGGGCUCGGCGGCUCAUGGAGGAACAUGCGGCGCUGAAGAAAAGGGCCACCAAAGCCUCCGUGGAGGAGUUGGACACGCAGGGACGCAGGCUGCUGCAGAGGCUGCAGUCCCAAACGGCAGGAAGCGGGAGUGCCGUCGAAAGCGUGUACGGGAACCGGAUUGGCGGUGCCGCUGCAGAGUCCAAUGAUCACCACCAUGGCUUCUACACACAUGCGGAUGCUCACAACCUCGGCGCCAAAGUGACCAGUUUGUUGGAUAAGCUUCACGGAACACGCCAGAACCUGCAGCAGUUGUGGCACAUGAGGAAGCUGAAACUGGACCAGUGUUUCCAGCUGCGCCUUUUUGAACAGGAUGCAGAAAAGAUGUUCGACUGGAUCAUGCACAACAAGGGGCUUUUCCUCACCAGCUACACAGAAAUCGGGGGAAACCACCAGCAUGCUGUCGAACUGCAGACCCAGCACAACCACUUUGCAAUGAACUGCAUGAAUGUGUACGUGAACAUCAAUCGGAUUAUGUCAGUCGGGAACCGGCUCCUGGAAUCGGGCCACUACGCCUCCCAGCAGAUCCAGCAGAUCUCAGGCCAGUUGGAGCAAGAGUGGAAGGCCUUCGCUGCAGCACUGGACGAACGCAGCACACUCCUCGAGAUGUCGGCCAGCUUCCACCAGAAAGCCGACCAUUACAUGAGUAAAGUGGAGCCAUGGUGCAAAGCUUGUGGUGAAGGAGAGUUGCCCUCAGAACUCCAAGACCUGGAGGACACAAUCCAUCGGCACCAGGGCCUUUAUGAGCACAUUACCACCGCAUACUCUGAGGUGAGCCAAGACGGGAAGUCUCUCUUGGACAAGCUACAGCGACCUUUGACCCCAGGGAGCGCAGAUUCCUUGAUGGCAUCGGCGAACUACUCCAAGGCGGUCCACCACGUCCUGGACAUCAUCCACGAGGUGCUUCAUCAUCAGAGGCAGCUGGAGAACAUCUGGCAGCAUCGCAAAGUUCGCCUUCACCAACGUCUGCAGCUGUGCGUUUUCCAGCAGGACGUGCAGCAAGUACUAGACUGGAUAGAAAACCACGGUGAGGCUUUCCUCAGUAAGCACACUGGCGUGGGGAAGUCUUUGCACAGAGCACGAGCACUGCAGAAGAGACAUGAGGACUUUGAAGAGGUUGCACAGAACACGUACACAAAUGCUGACAAGCUGCUGGAGGCAGCAGAGCAGUUGGCUCAGACGGGAGAAUGUGACCCAGAGGAAAUUUACCAGGCUGCCCACCAGCUUGAAGAUCGCAUCCAGGACUUCGUGCGACGCGUGGAACAGCGCAAGGUUCUGCUGGAUAUGUCGGUUUCCUUCCACACACACGUCAAAGAGCUGUGGACGUGGUUGGAGGAGCUUCAGAAGGAACUGUUGGACGAUGUCUACGCCGAGUCUGUGGAGGCGGUGCAGGAUUUGAUCAAACGUUUUGGUCAGCAGCAGCAGACCACCUUGCAAGCGACUGUCAAUGUCAUCAAGGAAGGUGAAGACCUCAUUCAACAGCUCAGAGACUCUGCCAUCUCAAGCAACAAGACCCCGCACAACAGCUCCAUGGCGCACAUCGAGAGCGUGCUACAGCAGCUGGAUGAGGCCCAGGGCCAGAUGGAGGAGCUUUUCCAGGAGAGGAAGAUCAAACUGGAACUCUUUCUCCAGCUCCGCAUCUUUGAGAGGGACGCCAUAGACAUCAUCUCAGACCUGGAGUCAUGGAACGAGGAACUGACCCAGCAGAUGAGCGACUUUGACACGGAGGACCUGACGCUGGCUGAGCAGAGGCUUCAGCAUCACGCAGACAAAGCCCUCACCAUGAACAACCUCACCUUUGACGUCAUCCAUCAAGGCCAGGAGCUGCUCCAGUGCGUCACAGAGGUUCAGGCGUCAGGUGUGGAGCUUUUAUGCGACCGAGACGUAGACAUGGCCACACGUGUUCAGGACCUGCUGGAGUUUCUCCACGAGAAGCAGCAGGAGCUGGACCUGGCGGCCGAGCAGCACCGGCGGCAUUUGGAGCAGUGUGUCCAGCUGAGACACCUUCAGGCGGAGGUCAAACAGGUGCUGGGUUGGAUCCGUAACGGCGAGUCCAUGUUGAACGCCGGGCUGAUCACGGCCAGCUCGUUACAGGAGGCUGAGCAGUUGCAGAAGGAACACGAACAAUUUCAACAUGCAAUUGAGAAAACCCAUCAGAGUGCACUUCAGGUGCAGCAGAAGGCCGAGGGUCUACUUCAGGCCAACCACUACGACAUGGACAUGAUCCGAGACUGCGCAGAGAAGGUGGCGGACCACUGGCAGCAGCUGAUGCUGAAGAUGGAGGACAGACUCAAGCUGGUUAAUGCGUCGGUGGCCUUCUAUAAGACCUCUGAACAGGUGUGCAGCGUGUUGGAGAGCCUGGAGCAGGAGUACAAGAGAGAAGAGGACUGGUGUGGCGGUGCUGAUAAACUGGGUCCCAACAGCGAGUCAGAUCACGUCACCCCCAUGGUCAGCAAACAUCUGGAGCAGAAAGAGGCUUUCCUCAAGGCCUGCACGCUGGCCAGACGCAAUGCUGAUGUCUUCCUCAAGUACCUGCACAGGAACAGCGUGAACAUGCCUGGAAUGUUGUCCCACGUCAAAGCUCCGGAGACUCAGGUUAAAAACAUCUUGAAUGAGUUGUUGCAGAGAGAGAACAGGGUUCUCCACUUCUGGACCAUGAGGAAGCGGCGUCUGGAUCAGUGCCAGCAAUACGUGGUGUUUGAACGCAGCGCCAAGCAGGCCCUGGAGUGGAUCCACGACACUGGGGACUUUUACCUGUCCACGCACACGUCCACCGGCUCCAGCAUUCACCACACACAGGAGCUUUUGAAAGAGCACGAAGACUUCCAGAUCACAGCGAAGCAAACCAAAGAGCGUGUAAAGCUGUUGAUCCAGCUGGCCGAUGGUUUUUGUGACAAGGGCCACGCCCAUGCCCUGGAGAUAAAGAAAUGGGUGUCCUCAGUGGACAAGCGCUACAGGGACUUUUCUCUCCGUAUGGACAAAUACAGGACCUGCCUGGAAUCGGCGCUCGGCAUUUCCUCCGACUCCAACAAGGCAAGUAAAGAGCUUCAACUGGACAUCAUUCCAGCUAGCGCUCCGGGUUCAGAGGUCAAGUUGAGAGAUGCUGCUCAUGAACUCAAUGAGGAAAAGAGGAAGUCCGCGAGGAGGAAAGAAUUUAUAAUGGCCGAGCUGAUCCAGACAGAGAAAGCCUACGUCCGAGACCUGCGUGAGUGCAUGGAUACUUAUCUAUGGGAGAUGACCAGCGGUGUGGAGGAGAUUCCUCCAGGGAUCGUCAACAAGGAGCACAUCAUCUUUGGGAACAUGCAAGACCUCUACGAGUUUCAUCACAACAUUUUCUUGAAGGAGUUGGAGAAAUAUGAGCAGCUUCCAGAGGAUGUGGGCCAUUGUUUUGUUACCUGGGCCGACAAGUUUCAGAUGUACGUGAACUACUGUAAGAACAAGCCAGACUCCACGCAGCUCAUCUUGGAGCAUGCUGGCCCAUAUUUCGACGAAAUCCAGCAAAGGCAUCGUCUUGCCAAUUCGAUCUCAUCUUACUUGAUCAAACCAGUCCAAAGAAUUACAAAGUACCAACUGCUUCUUAAGGAGCUAUUGACAUGCUGUGAGGAAGGAAAAGGAGAGAUCAAGGACGGUCUUGAGGUGAUGUUAAGUGUCCCCAAAAGAGCCAAUGAUGCCAUGCACCUCUCGAUGCUGGACGGCUUCGAUGGCAACAUUGACUCCCAAGGUGAGCUGAUUCUUCAGGAGUCCUUCCAAGUUUGGGAUCCCAAAACGUUGAUCCGGAAGGGCCGUGACCGCCACCUUUUCCUCUUUGAGAUGUCGCUGGUUUUCAGUAAAGAAGUGAAAGACUCCAACGGACGUAGCAAAUACCUUUACAAGAGCAAGAUGUUUACGUCGGAGCUCGGAGUGACAGAGCACGUGGAGGGGGAUCCUUGUAAGUUCGCCCUGUGGGUGGGCAGAACCCCGACCUCGGACAACAAGAUCGUGCUCAAGGCUUCAAGCAUCGAAAACAAGCAGGACUGGAUCAAACACAUUCGCGAGGUCAUUCAGGAGCGAACGGUCCACCUGCGCGGCGCUCUGAAGGAGCCCAUUCACAUCCCCAAAGCCACCGCCGCCAAGCAGAAAGGCAGACGAGAUGGAGAAGAGCUCGACAGUCAAGGAGACGCGAGCAGUCAACCUGACACCAUCUCCAUCGCCUCGAGGACAUCCCAGAACACACUGGACAGUGAUAAGCUGUCGGGUGGUUGCGAGCUGACGGUGGUCAUCCACGACUUCGUCGGCAGCAACGGCGGCGGGGAGCUGACGGUGCGACGAGGUCAAACGGUCGAGGUUCUGGAGCGACUCCACGAUAAGCCGGACUGGUGCCUGGUCCGGACCACGGACCGCAGUCCGGCCCAGGAGGGCAUGGUUCCCUGCUCCAUGCUGUGUAUCGCACACUCCAGGUCGUCCAUGGAGAUGGAAGGGCUCUUCAACCACAAAGAUACCUUGUCUGUAUCCAGUAACGACAGCCUGCAGCCGGGCUCCAGCCAAACCUUGGGGCCCCACAGCUCGCCGGGCCCCAAGCGGCCAGGCAACACAUUAAGGAAGUGGCUGACCAGCCCCGUUCGGCGACUCAGCUCCGGCAAGGCAGACGGUCACGUCAAAAAGUUGGCCCACAAGCACAAAAAGAACCGCGAAGGCCCGCGGAAGAACCUGGACGUGAUGCAAGGCCCCCAGAAGGACUCGGACGACAGUGCGGCCACGCCGCAGGAUGAGACGCUGGAGGAGCGCAUGCGUAACGAAGGACUGAGCAGCGGUACGCUCUCCAAGUCGUCUUCGUCGGGCAUGCAGAGCUGCGGAGAGGAGGAAGGUGAGGAAGGGGCCGACGCUGUCCCUCUUCCUCCCCCGAUGGCCAUCCAGCAACACAGUCUGCUGCAGCCUGACAGCCAGGACGACAAGUCGGCGUCCCGACUGUCCGCUCGGCCCAGCAGCUCCGAGACUCCCAGCGCCGCCGAACUGGUCAGUGCCAUCGAGGAGCUGGUCAAAAGCAAGAUGUCACUGGAGGAUCGUCCCAGCUCCCUGUCAGUGGAGCAAGGUGACAGCAGCUCUCCUUCCCUCAACCCUUCCGACAAUUCCCUCCUCUCGUCCUCGUCGCCCAUGGAGGAGCUGGAGGAGCGCAAGUCCGGCUUCCUCAAGAGAAGACAUGCAUUGUAUUUGUAUUCGGUAUUGUUUUAUAGUUACGUCCUACUGGAGUUGGUGGAGACCGAACGAGAUUAUGUCAGAGACUUGGGGUCAGUUGUGGAGGGUUACAUGAGCAGAAUGAAGGAGGAAGGUGUUCCAGAUGACAUGAGAGGAAAAGACAAGAUUGUCUUUGGAAACAUCCAUCAGAUCUAUGACUGGCACAAAGACGUUUUCUUGGGAGAGAUUGAAAAGUGUCUGGAGGAUCCUGACAGACUUGCUUCGUUAUUUGUCAAGCAGGAGCGCAGGUUUCACAUGUACAUCGUGUACUGCCAAAACAAGCCCAAAUCGGAGCACAUUGUGUCAGAGUACAUUGACACUUACUUUGAAACAGUAGUUUUCAUCAUUUUGCUCUUGAACCAGGAGCUCAAGCAGCGAUUAGGCCACAGGUUGCAGAUCACCGAUCUGCUCAUCAAACCUGUCCAGCGUAUAACGAAGUACCAGCUAUUGCUGAAGGAUCUUCUCAAAGUCUUUAAGAAGGCUGGAGUGGAUUCCUCAGAGCUGGAGAAAGCGGUGGAGGUGAUGUGCAUUGUCCCAAAGCGCUGCAACGACAUGAUGAAUGUUGGCCGCCUUCAAGGCUUCGAUGGUAAAAUUGUAGCACAGGGCAGAUUGCUCCUGCAAGACACUUUCUUGGUUUCAGACCAGGAUGGUGGACUUUUGUCAAGAAUGAAAGAAAGGAGAGUCUUCCUUUUUGAGCAGAUCGUUAUAUUCAGUGAACCCUUGGACAAGAAAAAGGGCUUCUCUACUCCUGGCUACCUCUUCAAGAACAGCAUUAAGGUGAGCUGGCUGGGUCUGGAAGAAAAUGCAGAGGACCCCAGCAAAUUCACACUAACCUCCAGAUCAUCGGGCGGCAAUGUGGAGAGGUACACCCUCCAUUCCACAAGCCCUGGAGUCGGUCAAAUCUGGCUCCACCAGGUCAGCCAGAUUCUGGAAAACCAGCGCAAUUUCCUCAAUGCUCUGACGUCCCCCAUAGAGUACCAGAGGAACCACGUGGGUGGCAGUGGGCCUGGGAACCCACCCAAUAGUAGCAGUACCGGAGGCCUUCCUGGAGGCAGCACCUCCAGCCUAGGAGGCGGCGGCGGAGGCGGCGGCUCCGGAGGAUCAGGGGGCAACUCCUCUUCUCUUUGUGGGCCGCGCUCCAGACCCUCAAGAAUUCCCCAGCCUUCCUCACGCCUACCCCAGCCCGUCCACCACCACCACCCAGGCCCCGAAGGGCCUGACAGAUCAGCAGGUACGUGGUCACCCUGCCAGCCCCGGUCCCACCCAUCUAGCCUGUAUUCAGACACCACCUCAAACGGCAAGCUGUUCAAUUCUGAGGUCCACAAGAUGGAGGUGCUGGAUUGUAGCGAUGGAGGCGACUGUAACAACAGCAGCAGACCGUCAGGCAGCUCGGAAAGAGAUGUCAGGCAGGAAACCCAAAAACCUCAACCGGUGGCUAUCCCGCAAAUGGCUGUCGCUCCUCUGCAUUUGGCCCUGAAGAAUCCUCGAGUCAGGACAGUCUCACCUCUGGUUUCACCUCAGUCUCCUGGAGGCGUGAAGGAAGCUUUUGUCCCCACCGGCCAGUCCCACAAAGGCAACCCUUUCUGGGCUACGGUCCCGUCGGUGCCUCCUUCUCCCACUAGCCGCCCGAGUUCCUGCGUCAGUGACGGUAUUGGUGGAGGGGAAUCGUUCGGCAGGGGAAGCCACGGGAUUCCCGCUCAUCGCCGCCACUCCACCCACAGUAAGGAUUUAGACCGCGUGAGCACGUGCUCCUCCGCCAGCGAGCAGUCCGUACACUCCGCCCACAGCAACGGGAGUGAAAGCAGUAGCAGCAGCAGCAGCGUGUCCACGAUGUUAGUGACCCAAGACUACGUGGCAGUGAAGGAGGAUGAGAUCAGCGUGGCACAGGGUGAGGUGGUCCAAAUACUAGCCAGCAACCAGCAAAAUAUGUUCCUGGUGUACCGGGCCGCCAAUGAGCAUUGCCCUGCAGCUGAGGGAUGGAUCCCUGGCUUUGUAUUAGGACACACUUCAUCCUCCACUACACCCGACUUCCCAGAGGGAACCGUCAAAAAAUCCCUAUCAUGGCAUACUGCACUUCGUAUCCGCCGCAAGUCAGAGAAAAGAGACAAAUUGGAGAACGGCUACCGCAAAUCUCAGGACAACCUGGCCAACAAAGUCUCUGGCAAGCUUCUGAAUCCCAACUUCAUCAGUGAUGCUCCUCCAGACUUCCUCAUCCCGCUUGGCGAUGUCGCGUGCGAGAGUGGCGACAGCGUUACUCUCAGGUGCAAAGUGAGCGGGCGACCGCGAGCCGCUGUCACCUGGCAAGGUCCCGACGACGACACUCUCAGCAACAACGGACAAUACAACAUCACCUACAGCGAGACAGGCGAGGCCACCCUGUGUAUCCUCGGGGCGACGAUGGACGACGACGGCAAGUACACGUGCGUCGCUACGAAUGUGGCCGGUUGCGUCGCCUCCUCGGCCAGCCUCAGAGUCUCGGGAAGCCCGGAUGAUAGCAACAAUGCAAUUUGGAAACGUGGUUUUGAGUCCCACUACACUGAUAUUUCCGAACUUGGAAGAGGCCGCUUCUCGGUGACCAAGCGGUGCGACCAGAGAGGCAGCAAAUGGACCGUGGCGGCCAAACAUGUCAACAAGAAGCUGCUGCGUCGGGAACAGGUGCUGCAGGAGGUCAAACUCCUCCAGACCGUGGAUCAUCCCAACCUGGUCCGCUUCCUGGACACGUACGAGACGGCCAGCAGCUACGUUCUUAUUUUAGAGAUGGCAGACCAAGGGCGUUUCCUGGACUACAUCGUGAGCUGGGGCAACCUGACGGAGGAGAAAGUGGCCCUGUACCUCAGAGAUAUUCUCGAAGCGCUCCAGUACCUGCACGGCUGGAGGAUCGUGCACCUUGACCUCAAACCUGAGAACAUCUUGGUAGAGCAGGUGUCCUCCCAGCCCGUGGUCAAGCUGACGGACUUUGGUGAUGCCGUUCUGCUCAACCCCCCGUCCCCCUACAUCCACCCUCUUCUGGGCAGCCCGGAGUUCUCGGCCCCCGAGCUCGUCCUGGGUCGGCCCGCCUCGCUGAUGUCCGACAUGUGGAGCUUAGGCGUGCUGACCUACGUGGUGCUCAGCGGCGCGUCGCCUUUCCUGGACGAGAGCCUGGAGGAGACGUGUCUGAACAUCUGCCGCCUGGACUUCAGCUUCCCCGAGGACUACUUCGAAGGCGUGAGCGCGGCCGCCCGCGACUUCGUGCGCCUGCUGCUGCGGGGCGAGCCCGAGCGGCGGCCCUCGGCGACGGCCUGCCUGCGCGAGCCCUGGCUCCGCCUUCCGGGCGUGGCCGACGGCGACGCCGGAUACGCCGCCUCGAAUCGCGCGCGGCUUCCGCCGUGCCAGAACCGCAGUCCGCACCUGGACACGUCCCGGCUCAUUUCGUUCAUCGAGAGGCGCAAGCACCAGAACGACGUGCGGCCCGUCGGGACGCUGAAGGCGUUCCUUCACAGCCGCCUGCUCAACCACAUGUGAGGGGAAGGACGAGGUUUUGCUGUUCUCAACUGACUUUUCCACACCGAUGCCAUAUUCCCUCACCGAUCCACGAGUGUCCUCCUCCUCCUCCUGCUGCUGCUGCUGCUCGCUGCUGACUGACUGAAUGACGUCUGCCGACGAACCCUUCGACUCCGCCUCUCCCCUCCUGACCUCGGCGUACGCCGUUUAUGCCUGCACAACAAACUGACUUCCAAGCCUGACUUAGCAGAGAGACAAGUGAGCCGUAUUGUGUUACAAAGAGAAAACGGAGUACUGUGUAGUCAGUGUGUCUCAGGCUGCUUUUAGUUGACCACAGAAGACGCCUUUUUCUUUGUAAAAAGAGAUUACUUUUUUCUAAGUGAAACUGUACAGUUAGGCAACAAAUCUGCUCGGAACUUUUGAGGGAAACAAAAGUUCUUUAGUGAGUUGAAGGAGAAGACACAAAAAGAUGUGAAAGUCCAUCAGUUGAGGUCGUCUUGUUGUCACAGCAACAUGAAGACCUGAGCGCGUUUUCCAUUGUGGCGUCUUUGAGUGCAAUAGCGCGUGCUGUCCUCUUGCUGAAGUCUUCUCAGCACAAGCUAAAUGAAUUGAACUUUCAAGGCAAAGCUUCUUAGAUCUCCGCCUUAUUUGUAAAUAAAUUGGUCUCGCUUUUUCAUUUGGUCUCUUUUUUUCUCUGUUGCCACUGAACAAAGUCUUAUUUCAUUUGCAGCACAUGAACACAUUUGGAAAUGCACUCGUUUUACGUCGGUUUUCAUGUGCCAUGUUGCAGCUUGAACAUUUCUGCAACUAUUUAUGAAGAUUUGUGUUGUAGCGGUAGUCUUUAAAAUAGAUAACGGCAUGUACGUAACUGGUACUGCAAGAGACGUCUGUAUUGUGUUAACUCUUUUUGUAUUAAGUUCAUGACUAAUAUCUGCUAAACCCCAGCGAAAUGAGGAGCUUUGGCAACAAUGUAAAACGUGCAUCUAUUUAAAAAAUAAAAAUUCAAAAACAGGCACUUAUGCUUUUUUGUUAUUGUUUCUUUCCAUAAUAAUACCAAAGUUUUCUAUUCGUUUUCCUGUACUAUGAUUUGUCGUGUUAACUUAUAGAGAGCACAGUGAACCCAGAUAUUUAAGAGUUUACAUGAAUGACGUUUUAUUUAUUGUUUCGUGAGAAUGUUUGGUGAUUUAAUGGCUUAGUCACGGCUGGACUUCACUUUGUGUUUGCAUCCUUAAGCAUCGGCUUAGCAUCGGGUGCCUAAUCCAUUUAGGAGACGACAUUUCUUUUUGUUUCAUAUUAGCAGUCGAGAAUGCUUGCUCAAAUUUGGUUGGAUCAAACGGAAACAAAACAAAACAAAAACCCUUUCUAAUUUCAUUGGAAGCAUUGUGUCUGAUGUUGAGUUGUGCAAAGGUUUUGGUGUCAUUUUUAUUCGUCUUGGUGCGUCUCUAAAAGAAAUCUUCAUCUAGUUCUGUAAAAGCUUCUAUCGAGCAAAACAUGUUGUAAGUAUUGAAAUGCCUUUGUGAAGCGCUCAUGCCCCUCUUGCUUGUCCAUGUAAAGAUGUACAGAGCGAGGCGGAGGGCAUUUUGCCUCCAGCCAGGACGUAAACCUCAAAGAGUGUGACUGUUGCUUCAUCUUUGAAAUAGGAAAACACUGACUGCGGCAAUGUCAAUUUGAAUGUUGUAUGAUGACUUCAUUUUUACUUUUGCAUGUAUAUUCCUCUGUACAGAAGACUGUGUUUACAUGUUUCAUGUAAGUGUAAAUAUUUUAGUUUGUGGUGUUAUUUUGCCAUUAAACGUUCAAAGAGCAA
Messenger RNA from Phyllopteryx taeniolatus (common seadragon), 11819 nucleotides. RefSeq names its product trio Rho guanine nucleotide exchange factor b (gene triob). The transcript is spliced from 61 exons. Gene Ontology annotation, biological process: protein phosphorylation. Gene Ontology annotation, molecular function: protein kinase activity; guanyl-nucleotide exchange factor activity; ATP binding. The coding region runs from base 566 to 10036 and encodes 3156 amino acids. NCBI's taxonomy places the organism in Eukaryota, Metazoa, Chordata, Actinopteri, Syngnathiformes, Syngnathidae. Gene Ontology annotation, cellular component: cytoplasm. The record is from RefSeq and is a predicted model, not a curated record.